Rotaria sp. Silwood1 is the source of this 669-nucleotide messenger RNA. The record is from the annotation of a GenBank genome assembly. NCBI's taxonomy places the organism in Eukaryota, Metazoa, Rotifera, Eurotatoria, Philodinida, Philodinidae.
AUGAAUCAUGCUACUAAGAUACGAAAUAAAGUAACAGUACCUGAGUUUUAUUCAAACAAAAUUGCUAUUCGACGUAACCAUUUUAAUCCUUUAUUUUAUGGCGGAAAAUUAUUUCAACAGUAUUUAGUUUAUGCGUAUGCCCGUUAUGAAGCAAAUCGGAUGACGUAUAUCAGAAAUAAUCAAAAGACUUUACGUGUAGAAUCAUAUAAAGGUUUAUUAGAUCAUAUCAAUAGCAUUAGUCGAGAUAAUAAGGCCCGUGUUGGUAAUAUUUUUAUCCUUCCUUCAACAUUUGUAGGUGGUCCCCGCUUUAUGUCCAAAUUAUAUCAGGACAAUAUGGCAAUGGUUCGGAAAUUUGGCCGUCCUGAUUUAUUUAUUACUUUUACAUGUAAUCCUAAAUGGGAAGAAAUAAAAUCCGAACUUAAAGCUUUUCAAAAUUCAUCUGAUAGACCAGAUUUAGUAACUCGGGUAUUUCGUUUAAAAUUAAAAGAAUUUUUAGAUGACAUAGUUAAAAGAAAAAUUUUUGGAGAAAUUUUGGCAUAUGUAUACGUUAUAGAGCAUCAAAAACGGGGUCUUUCCCAUGCUCAUUGUCUAUUUACACUCUCGAAUGAAGAUAAAAUUAAAAGAGCAGACGACGUUGAUAAUAUUAUCUCUGCUGAGUUACCGGAUUGA